This is a messenger RNA of Durusdinium trenchii, 591 nucleotides long. Lineage: Eukaryota; Dinophyceae; Suessiales; Symbiodiniaceae. The record is from the annotation of a GenBank genome assembly.
AUGAACUUCGGCGAUAUGGGAGGUGAUGAAUACGACUCUGAUGAUGAGGACCUGCCAGAUCUUGAUCCCGCCGAGCAGCCCUUGGGUGAAGGGGUGCCCAGAGUGAAUCUCACUGAAGCUAGCUUGAACGACAUGGCAGCCUCUGUCAGAAGGUUUCAUCCCAACUUGGACACUGGCCUCAACAUCCGUGUCAACAGAAUAACUCGAGACAGAAAAGAAGAGGAAAUCGAGAGUGAAAAGAAAAAGCUCAUGGAGAAGGGCGAAGUGGACAAGGCCGAGAAGUUGGAGUCGAAGCGUCCGUUACACGUGAACAACGUGUGCCACGUGGCAGAGGAGCGGACCAUCAUUCAGUCCAGCGAUGGAUCCAGGAAGGACAAACUCAAAAAGGGCGAGGAAUCUUUUAGUGUUGAUGAGUACAGCAUGUUCAAGCAGGACAACAAGGCCAUUCUGGACAAGUUCGCCAAUGCGGAUUGGGAACUCUCCGAAGCCUUGUGCAAAGAGUGCCCCACCCAAGCCCAAGCUUGGGGAGCUUUGGGGUGCAAUCUUGAUGACCGAAGCAUCGGUUCAGUGGCUUCGAACUCUUUACCCUGA